AUGCGAGAGCUCGAGAAGGGGGAGAUCGACGAGAUCGUGUUGGUGGGAGGAAGCACCAUGAUCUUGAAACUGAGGGAGAUGUUGAAGGAGAUGUUCAACGGGAAGGAGCCCAACAAAGGAGUGAACCCUGACGAAGCUGUGGCUUAUGGUGCUGCCAUUUUAGGAGCCAAGCUUAGUGGACUAGCUACUAGAUACGAUGAUAUUGCUCUAUUCGACGUAACUCCCUUGAGUUUGGGGGGUUUGCAUUUUAGGUGA
Linum trigynum is the source of this 255-nucleotide messenger RNA. NCBI's taxonomy places the organism in Eukaryota, Viridiplantae, Streptophyta, Magnoliopsida, Malpighiales, Linaceae. The record is from the annotation of a GenBank genome assembly.